Molecule: messenger RNA, 1385 nt
Organism: Engraulis encrasicolus (European anchovy)
Lineage: Eukaryota; Metazoa; Chordata; Actinopteri; Clupeiformes; Engraulidae
Gene: ucn1
Product: urotensin 1
Exons: 2
Coding region: 71-571 (166 amino acids)
Cellular component (GO): extracellular region
Molecular function (GO): hormone activity
Source: RefSeq, a predicted model, not a curated record
GUUUGGAACUCGUACCUCUCCUGGAAGGCCAACCAGAUGUGACAGGUAACUUUGAAGCAGUCGGUUCAGCAUGAAGACUACACCUUUGGUUCUGCUAAUAGCAACGGUCCUGCUGUCCAGCCACAUCCCCCUUAACGUCUGUCGACCCCUGAACAUUUUUGACAGCCAUGGGUACAAGACUCAACUGGACGAGCUGUUGCUGAAGGCGGGUGACUCUGCUGUAUCGUAUCUCAUCGGAGAAAAGAUCCUGCAGUAUUUACAGAAGAACCCGGGUCUGCAUAGAAGUCUUUCACGUGCGCAUGGCGACAACAUUCCGGCUCCACUCGCCGCGGAGGGACUAGCGCACUUGGCGCGCAGUCUGACGCCGCUGGUAGACGGUCACUCGUCGUCUGUGGAGGAGGGGAACAGUCUGGAAGAUCUUGUGGAGUUGUCAAAGAGACACGACGACCCUCCAAUCUCCAUUGACCUCACUUUUCACUUGCUGAGGAACAUGAUUGAAAUGGAGCGGAUCGCGAACCAGAGAGAACAAGCAGAACUCAAUCGCAAAUUUCUAGAUGAAGUUGGAAAGUAAUGGCAACUGAUUUAACUGAGGACAUCCCCCCUUUCCAAAUCAAAUAGAUCAUUACCAAGCGACGCGUUACAACCCAGGCAUCUUGUCAGUUAUAUUCUUUAAUUUUGCUUUCAUAUGGUAUGUUGUUCAUUCCCUCUACUCUAAGUGAUUUGACGAAAACAUCUUGUGAAGAUGGAUGAAAAUUCGCUUAGCAUUAAUUUCCGUCCAGGACACGGCAAAGACUGCAGUGUGGAAAAUAUGUAGCCUAAGGAAAGAACUGGGACUGGAGACCAAACCAAAUCUAACUUAACCUAUAUGCAUCCUUAGGGUUUUAUUUAUUUAUUUUUAUUUAUUUAUUUAUUUGGGAUGUGGUUGUCACAGUUGGAGUUUCAUAACUCAUAGUACCUAAGUUGGGUCGAUGUGCUGUUUGUUGAACACCGUUUUGCCAUGAUUUCCCCCUCAAAAGUGCCCCCUGGUUCCAGAUCAAUCAUGGCAUCGUUCCACUGUCAUUUAGCCAAUCUAUGCAUGCACUUGUUCUUGAGAUGGGAUUGUAUUGUCGGAAGGCAAUGAAUUGAAGUGCAACAAGGGGCAGUUUUCAGCUCAACUCUACCCAUUUUUCACUUUCAUUUCAUCAGUGUCCCACGCCUUUGAUGGUUAUCCACGCAAUGACAGACACAAUGAUUGAUUAAACCCCUGUGUAUUUCUGAACAAAUCUAAUCAUUCCAUCACCACCAUCACCAAGGAUAACAGGUUUUUUUUUUCUUUAAGUAGCCUAAAGGACCUUCCUUAUGAGAAGUUGCUUUAAGAACCCAGUGUAAAUUUCCAGGAGUGCUGU